Molecule: messenger RNA, 2497 nt
Organism: Silurus meridionalis
Lineage: Eukaryota; Metazoa; Chordata; Actinopteri; Siluriformes; Siluridae
Product: class I histocompatibility antigen, F10 alpha chain-like
Exons: 4
Coding region: 377-1147 (256 amino acids)
Biological process (GO): immune response; positive regulation of T cell mediated cytotoxicity; antigen processing and presentation of endogenous peptide antigen via MHC class Ib
Cellular component (GO): external side of plasma membrane
Source: RefSeq, a predicted model, not a curated record
AAAGAAAGGACGUCUCGAAAAAAUACAUUCGCAUCUUUUCUAAUAAUUUAUUUGUUUUUAAUAAAAAUGAUCAAACAGAAAUAAGGCUGCAUUCAUAAAAUUGGUGCCGUUAUAAUGAUUUUUUUAACGCAUUGCUUUUCACAGCCCUAAUUAAUGUAUUCAAACAAAACAUAUUUCACAUUUUGUUACCUAAUAAAUGUGUCAACGGGGAAACACCCUGCAUAAAAGAGCACAAGCAAAAAAGGAAAUGUCUUUCCUUUGUGGUAUCCGGUACCCGGGGUUCUAGGACAGAUAAAAAAACGAGUUCAGACGAAGCACGGCUCAUUCAGCUUGAGCGUGCCCGGAUUCAUUACUUUCCCAUAGCUCCUGCUGGAAGAUGAACAUUCUGGACUUCUUCAUUUUUUUAACAGUUGUUUUUUUUGGAUCGGCAUCUACAGGCUCCCACAUGCUGCAGUAUCACACUGUCGGCACAUCACGAAACAUCACCACAACUGUGGAGCUGGACGGGGAGAUCUUCGUGUCCUACAGCAGCAGCGAUACAGAGGUGAUUCCAAAGACAGAGUGGAUAAAGAAUAUUGAUGUUGACGUGUCAGAUUACUGGAAAAGUGAGAAAUCACGCAUGUCAGGUGACCACCGGGACCUCCAGCAUCAUCUAAAACGCGUGGAGGAGCUCCUUCAUCAAACCAAAGGAGCUCAUACACUAACCAGGACGUACUCAUGUGAGCUCAGUGAUGACCACACAACUAGAGGAUCACUCCAGAUCCUUUAUGAUGGAGAAGAUUUCAUCAGGCUGAAUCUCAGCAGUGGAACCUGGACUGAAGCAAACCUUCAAGCUGAGCAGUUCCUGAAAGUCUGGAAAAAAGCAGAGGAUGAGGCCAAACACUGGACGCACUACCUAAACUACACCUGCAUCAAGUGUUUACAGGAGUAUCUGACAUACAGUAACAGUGUAAAGCAAGGUGGAGGAUCAGGUGGAGGAUCAGAUGGAGGAUCAGGUGGAGGAGCAGGUGGAGGAGCAGAUGAAGGAGCACAUAAUAUAAUAUAUAUCAUCAUUGCUCUAGUCCUGCUUUUAUUUUUUGUUGUUGCUCUAAUUGUGUCCUACAUGAAGAGGGAAAGACUUCAGAAAUUUUUUAACAGUAUUCUAUAGCAGUUUCUUCAAGUGUCUGACUUCAUGCAUCAGACGGCGAGAUUCCGAACCUGUUACAGUCUAAAUUAGUGCACAAGUCCUGCUUUGAUGAAGAUCCCAGCACCACCCUCCAUCACCAUACAGUGUUACUCUGCUGCCGACACUGUCAACUGCUUCCGUGUCCUGCAACCAAAAUCUCUCAGGUCUUUCAAGUAGAAACUGAACAUCAGCUCUCUGAUUUAAAAUAAAUCCCACCAGAGGUUGUUCUUCCUGUGCCAGCUGAAGAAACAGAACCUACCAAACACUUCCAUUAUACUCCACUCCUCCAUCACCAUCUUGUAUGCUGUAUAAGAUAUUUUCCGACUGCACCUUGACGUCCACUGUGCUGAAAAGGUGAUUGGCUGCAAUGUUCUACCUCUACAGGACUUGUACACCUUUAGAACCCAAAAGUGGGCAGCUAGGAUCGGUACUAAACCCCUUUCACAUUAGAUGCGCACUUUAAAUAACUUCCCACUGGCUGCAGACCAUCAGGACCAAAAACAGUGUCUUUGCAACUGACUUUAUGAACAAGAUCAAAGUCCCACCAUCAGCAUUGACCUGCCUGCACAAACACAAACAUAUAUGUAUUAUCCAACGCAUAGCUUUUAUCUUUAGUUAUUACUGUAUUCAUUUUUAAUUUUUUUUUCUAUUUUCAUAGCAUAAACACACCAUGACAUUUUUUUUAUACAUGCAACCCAUCAAAGACGAUUCUGAUUUUGAUGAAGGUGAAGUGCAAACUCUUGGGAUUAGCGCCUCCUCAUUUCCUUGUUUGUUCCUCAUUUAUUUGUAUUUUUCUUUGGAAAUGUGUUUUGAUACAGAUCUGGAUAAAUGCUUGAACAGCAACUGAUUGUAUCUGCUAUCUGCCAAUGAAGGUAAAUUAUUUAAUAUUUGUAUUAAAUAAAAGUGAGUGUGCAGUUGGUAACCACGGUUUUAAAUGUUUAGUGUUCUUUUGUAAUGUUUUAGAUGUGGAUGAAGGCUGAAAUGCUCGAUUGGUUGAAAAUGUUUAGUGUCUGAAUAAAGCAUAUGAUGUAUUGUUAAUUUUAGUUUUUCUGUUUUUAGAUUUGUCAAUUGCUGUUUCUCCCGUGUUGUUUUUGUUUGGUCCCCUGGUUGGCUGGUCUCAGGAGUGUGCUGAGUCCGGUUGGCUGGGGCUUUGUUUUUUUUUUUUUAUUAUUUUUUCCUUUUUAUCUCUAUUGGUAACACCUUCCCAGCCUUAUGUUGCCAGCUUGAAUCAUGACGCUUGUUUCCUGUGUGUGUGUGUGCAUCCCUUUGUGUAUGGGAUUUAAGUUUGCUGUGUUUCUUUGUAGUUAUGAGUGAAGGGUUAUGUUUUGAGUU